Molecule: messenger RNA, 603 nt
Organism: Corylus avellana
Lineage: Eukaryota; Viridiplantae; Streptophyta; Magnoliopsida; Fagales; Betulaceae
Source: RefSeq, a predicted model, not a curated record
AUGAAUAUUCUCAAUGUUGUGAAGGUGUUUAUGUGGCGAGCAUGCCACAAUGCUCUAGCAACAAAAUCAAAUUUGCAGCAUCCGAAGAUUACAGAGGAUCCAUUAUGUCCUGUUUGUGGUAUUAAGGUAGAGACGACAUGGCAUGUAUUAUGGAGCUGUCCAGUAGCAAAGGACAUAUGGAGUAGGUGCAAUAGAAAAACUCAGAAAAGUAGUGUCAAUCAGGAGGAAUUUAUGCUCAUAUGGGAGGAGCUUCUUCAACACCUAAACAUAGAGGACAUGGAAUUAAUGGCGGUGGUUGCACGACAAAUAUGGUUUUGUCGGAAAGCCUUUGUACAUGGGAACAAGAUAAACUCGACUAUCAAUGUGGUAGGGAGUGCUGAGGAGUCUCUGGAGGCUUAUCAAGAAGUAAAUUCUCGGAAGAAUGAAGUAGCCAAAAGGAGAAAUUCACAAGAUCUCCGUUGGGAAGCCCCGAAAAAUGAUUUUGUUAAAGUUAAUUGGGAUGCCGCAGUAGACUUGAAUAGAAAUAAGGGUCGGGGUGAUCAGAAGAGAUGGAAUGGGAGAGGUUCUGGCGACUUUGUCAUCGUCAAGAGUUUACAUUAUUGA